Molecule: messenger RNA, 879 nt
Organism: Zingiber officinale
Lineage: Eukaryota; Viridiplantae; Streptophyta; Magnoliopsida; Zingiberales; Zingiberaceae
Exons: 2
Coding region: 19-675 (218 amino acids)
Source: RefSeq, a predicted model, not a curated record
GCUCAAUCGUAUCCAGUCAUGAUGAGAUCUCACUCUCUCCUCGUCCUCCUCGUCCUCCUCGUCUCAUCCCUCGCCGCUACCGCCUCUACGGCCGGGGAAAAUGCCGGCGGCAGCGAUCCGACGCCCUCUCCGUGGCCGCUCCAGUUCCACGCGGUCCUCUUCAUGAACUACAGCGGCGCCCUGUCGCUGAUCGACCUCUGGUACGACUGGCCCCGUGGCCGCAACUUCAACAUCAUCCGCGACCAGCUCGAUGGCCCUCCAGUCUACGACCUCGAGUGGAACAACGGCACAUCCUUCGUCUACACCCUCGAUUCCCCCCUCUCCUGCCGCUCCGUUCAGCUCGAGGUCGGCAUCCUCCGCCCUAACUGGCUCGACGGUGCCACCUAUCUUGGCCAGAAGACCGUCGAUGGCUUCCUCUGCAACGUGUGGACCAAGGUCGACUUCAUCUGGUACUACGAGGACGUCGUCACCAAGCGCCCCGUCCAAUGGGUCUUCUAUACUGGAAGGACAGCUCAUGUGAUGGUAUAUGAGGAGGGUGCAGUUCUUGAGGAUGCAAAUUGGCAGGCGCCGGAAUAUUGCUUUCAGAAAGGGAAGAAAGAGCAACCAGAGUAUCGAUCUAUUGUAUCUGAGAUAGCGGACCUUAAGAGAGCUUCAAGGGUUCUCCGAGGGCUCUAAAUUCUCUACAAAGUUCAUCUGAAAUGAGUUCAUAUUCCAUCCUUUCUUUCCCUUGCAUUCCACUGUCAUGUGCCGAUUGCUGUUCCAAACUUGAAUGAGUUGGGUUUCAGUUGCUACUCGUUUCCAUCUUCCAUGUAGGAAGCCCUCUCGAGGCUUGAACAAUAAUGUUUCUGUUUCUCAGAGAAGAUUGUUUUCUCUUUCUCA